CAUUAACGACACAUCUCUUUGUGUGACAGAGAUCAAAACACCAAAACUUCCGUACUACAACGAUAGAGCAAUACUACUCUACGCUGCAAUACUCCACUAUCGCAACAAAUACUUUUGUUGAGCGAUCAUGGCAACAAUGCCGGCGACAGUCGUCUGCCCAACUCCCGGCGUACAGCUCGAGGACCUAAAGAAAGACCAACUGGAAACUCAAGAACUCAUCAACCAGCUGGUCUCCGAAAAUGCUGGCCUGGAGGAAGAGAAGAGGAGAAUCUUGACGGCUCUACGUUCAGAGAGAACCAUAAGGAAAAAUGUCCAAAAGGAGAGUAAAAUCAAGGAGAAGCAGAAAAAUGAAGAGAUUCACUCUCUCAGAGAAAGUCUGAAGGCAGAGAAGGACGUCUCCCUGUCAGCCAAACUCCACUGGACUGGUGAGUUCAACCGGGUCGUCGGGCUCUUGAAACAGGAGCGCGAGAGGAACAGAGAGACCCAGAAAAAGAAGAUCAAUGGUAUAUUAUCAACCAUACCAAACCAGAAUUUGAUGGACAAGGACGCAAAGCUCCAAACUCUGGCAGAGGACAACGAUAGGAAGUUGAGCCAUGUCGUCCAGGAAAAGGAUGAUCUGAUCAACAAAAUCACGGAGGAAAAGACGGCUCUAGGAGUCAAGUAUUUGGAGAGCGAAGCCAAGCUCAUGGAGAAGGAAAGGCAGAUCAUCCAGAGGGAGGCAGAGUUUGAAACAAAACUCGCCACUCUGGAAGACCAAAUGACGUGUGAGCUCGCUGCAAAAGAGGAGAGCUUUGAGAACAAAAUCAAGAUCUUAAAAGAGAAAAUCUCUGCUCUUCAGAUACAAACCCACUGCCUCCAGGAGUUUGAAAAGAUGAGCAGAAGGAUGGAGGAGUGGAUUACCAAAGAGAGCCAAAUGGAGAACGAAAUUGAGCUCCUAAAAGAGCAAAACUCUGAUCUUCAGGUACAUUACCACAGCAUCCAGGAGAUGGAAAAGAACAGCAGAAGGAUGGAGAAGGAGUGGAUUAACAAAGAGAGCCAAAUGGAGAACAAAAUCAAGCUCCUAAAAGAGCAAAACUCUGAACUUCAGGUCAAUCUACUUAGCCUGCAGGAGCUGGCUCAAAAAACGGACAAGGAGAAGGCCAGAAUGAAAAAGGAGGAACAGAAGGCCAAGAAGGAGGCAGAAAAGAGGCUGAAAAAGGAGAGGAAAGAGGAGGAGAAGAGAGAGAAUAAACAGAAGGAGGAAAAUAGGAAGCAAGAGAAGGAAGAAUUGAAAAGACAGAAGAAGGAAAAAGAGGAGGUUGGAGAUAAAAGCAAAGAAAGAGAGGAAGGAGCAGGCGAAGAGAGAGAAGGAGGGAUUGAAAAGAGUGAUCUGGUUUUACUGCCACAUUUCAAUUAUUAA
Perca flavescens (yellow perch) is the source of this 1399-nucleotide messenger RNA. Its product is annotated as trichohyalin-like. Lineage: Eukaryota; Metazoa; Chordata; Actinopteri; Perciformes; Percidae. Bases 128 to 1399 code for a protein of 423 amino acids. The record is from RefSeq and is a predicted model, not a curated record. The transcript has a single exon.